CUAUAUAUAUAACAUCUCGAAAAAUAAAUAUAUUAUCGAUUUAAUUCGAAUAUAAUGAGCGUAAUAAACAUCUCGUAUAAGAAAAUUUCAGAAAAUACCCUGACGUUGUGGAUGUAUCCUCCGUGCUUAUCUUAUCUCACGAAUUGACACGGUGUCUCUCGUUGUAGCUCUCCGUAGUUUCGUUCAGUUUUCUUCUGGGAUCAGCCCGAUGUGUACCGUGAAAUUGCACGCACGCUUUCAAAUUCCACGUUCGAAUUGAUUAAUCUAUAAUAUACAAGCACGAUGUUUUAAUCUUGCCUUCAUUCCGGGAAGAUGUAAUCGCGAUCUCCAUCGUUUCAUCGAGAUAACUUUCCCAUUGAGAAUACAAAUCGUCAUGAAUCAAAGAUUUUCUAAUGUCUUAAAUUUUCAGACGUAUGAAACGGCAGAUAUCCCGGAAUAUCGGGAGCCAACUGAUUUGGAGAAAGAAUAUCGUGAUUUUCCGGAGGAGAAGUUGUGGAGCCCCAGCGAAGAUGUGGAUAAGUGGUUUCCGGAUUAUAAUGUUAUGGCACGAUCUGUCUUGACUUUUGUGCAAGAGAAGCAGGGUGUUUCUAACGAGGAAGCCAUGGAAAACGCAUGUUCAGGAUUUGCGGAACAGUAUAUUACGGAUGUUCUUUUUCAUUCUGAAUACUUGCCAGAAGUAGCAUUAAAGAAAUUACUAAACAAAGAAUUGCCUCAAAAAUUAGUGGAAAAAUGGAAGCCGGAAGAUAUUAAACUUUUCGAGAAAGGCUUCUUAACUUAUUGGUCAAAUUUUGGUAUAAUUCAGAGGAAACUGCUUCCGCACAAAAAUGUGGAGGACAUCGUAGAGUUUUAUUACGUGUGGAAACGGACCGAAGCCGGAAGAAAACUGAAGCGUUCCUGCACCCGCCGACCUAAACGGUUCACCAUGCGUCGUAUUUCCGCGGAAUUGUCAUUGAUAAAGAAGAAUUCCGCGAAAAAUUCCGUUCAAAAAGUUUCAAAAGCUCCUCCGAAAAAAAAAGGGAAGAAAAAUAGUAAAUUGGUGAGGAAAACAACGAGAGCUUCGAAAGCGAAUCAGAAGAGGAAAGAAAAAAAUUGUUCGACCGCUAAACAAUAA
This is a messenger RNA of Apis dorsata (giant honeybee), 1111 nucleotides long. Its product is annotated as arginine-glutamic acid dipeptide repeats protein-like. Gene Ontology annotation, biological process: negative regulation of transcription by RNA polymerase II. Gene Ontology annotation, molecular function: transcription corepressor activity; histone deacetylase binding. Gene Ontology annotation, cellular component: nucleoplasm. NCBI's taxonomy places the organism in Eukaryota, Metazoa, Arthropoda, Insecta, Hymenoptera, Apidae. The record is from RefSeq and is a predicted model, not a curated record.